Aspergillus piperis CBS 112811 is the source of this 1184-nucleotide messenger RNA. RefSeq lists its product as uncharacterized. The record is from RefSeq and is a predicted model, not a curated record. Gene Ontology annotation, molecular function: protein binding. Lineage: Eukaryota; Fungi; Ascomycota; Eurotiomycetes; Eurotiales; Aspergillaceae. Bases 161 to 1057 code for a protein of 298 amino acids. The transcript is spliced from 4 exons.
GUUAUGAAACAGCCAUAUUCCUCUCUGCAGCUUGUUCUGUAUCCUCUAUGUACAUCCACGUUCAUUUCAGAAUCCCUAGCCCUGGAAAUCUCUUGGCCUCCUGGGAACAGGCAACUCGAUACUACCCAAGGUUUACAGACACUUGUCACUAGACCAUCCUAUGAUGGCUCUCGACAACGCUAGACGUGUCUACAUGACACAUAGCGUCACGGUCCAGAUUUCUCAUGAUGCAAACAAGUUUAACAACCUCCCACUCGAGGUAUAUUAUCUAAUUUGCUCAUAUCUUGGGUAUUUCGACCUUUGCUCCUUGCGUGUCACCUGCCGAACGUUUUACCAAGUGUGUGCCGACCCGCUCAACAAGAUCAAUCUUCAUACAAUCUGUACCGACCUUUCCCGGCGGCAUGUGCGGCAAUUGAUGAGGCUCACCGAAAAGCAAGCCUCAGCUAUCAGAGAAUUGUCAAUAUGCAGUUCUUCUGGAGGACCUCUGGGCCUUGGUCAUCUUGUUCUCCCGUCGUGUCCCCUGGAGUCACAAGCCUCGAAAGACUUGCGAAAAGUCGUCAAAAAGCUCACACAAUGCCGCAUUCUCCGGAUUUCUGCAGUGGAAAUUAAGCACAUUUACCAUAGAUUAGCAUGGAUGGGUGCUAUUGACAUGGCUUUCUCAGUGCUAUACGCAUUUUGUGAGACUGAAAAUUCCCUAACUUCGCUCACAUUAGAUUUCAGGACAGAUAACUUACCCUCACUUCUACAUGGCGGUCUUGAGAGUCUCCUGGCUGUGUCUGAUUCCUUCUAUGGAAGUUUAAGAGUUACCGACAUAUCACUCAAAAUCAACGCAAGCAUAGCAACCAGCCGUGGCUUGUAUCAAAGAUUUUUACUUCCACUAUAUAUCCCCUACCCCUACGGAGUAAAUGAGGUCUCACUUGAUCUUGGAAAAGCCUGUGCAGAAGAUGUCGUUUAUGAUGUCUUGGAAGGUAAGUAUUUUCGAAUUGGACCUCUGGCGGUAAUCAAACUACACAAUGUUACGGAUAUACCUGUUGGCGGAAAUUCUUGCGCGACUUGAAGGGGAAAUAUUAUCGCCUCGAAGAGGUAAAUCUGUCUUGGGACGUGCACACAGGUUCGAUAAGCACCUCACUCGUCACUCUAUGGAACCAUAAUACAACCAUGGACCACAGUCAGACGAAGGUGAC